This is a messenger RNA of Macrosteles quadrilineatus (aster leafhopper), 3182 nucleotides long. Its product is annotated as moesin/ezrin/radixin homolog 1. Gene Ontology annotation, molecular function: cell adhesion molecule binding; actin binding. Gene Ontology annotation, cellular component: apical part of cell; filopodium; plasma membrane. The coding region runs from base 169 to 1884 and encodes 571 amino acids. The transcript is spliced from 11 exons. Gene Ontology annotation, biological process: positive regulation of early endosome to late endosome transport; regulation of cell shape; regulation of organelle assembly. NCBI's taxonomy places the organism in Eukaryota, Metazoa, Arthropoda, Insecta, Hemiptera, Cicadellidae. The record is from RefSeq and is a predicted model, not a curated record.
GGUAGCCAUAUUGCUCGUGAGUUGUCAGUCAACGUGACAAAAUAUUAUUUUCAUUUUGGAAUUAAAUUUUAUUUAUAUUAAAUGCAUUGUCAGUGUGUUCUUUUAAAAUAAGCAUCUACCGCGUGGAGUGUUGUCAAUCUUCAGUGUUGUUUGAAUUAUUCACUCAACAUGCCGAAACAAAUGAAUGUGCGAGUGACCACAAUGGAUGCCGAGUUGGAGUUUGCUAUCCAGCAGACGACAACCGGCAAACAGCUGUUCGACCAAGUGGUCAAGACCAUCGGCCUCCGUGAGGUUUGGUUCUUCGGCCUCCAGUACACAGACAGCAAGGGUGACCUUACCUGGAUCAAGCUGUACAAAAAGGUGAUGAGCCAAGAUGUCAAGAAGGAGAACCCACUACAGUUCAAGUUCCGAGCCAAGUUCUACCCCGAGGACGUUGCCGAGGAGCUGAUCCAAGACAUCACUUUGCGCCUGUUUUACCUUCAGGUGAAGAAUGCCAUUCUGUCUGAUGAGAUAUAUUGUCCGCCAGAGACAUCUGUGUUGUUAGCCUCGUACGCAGUGCAGGCAAGGCAUGGAGACUACAACAAGAACAUCCACAACUCUGGCUUCUUGACCAACGACAGGCUGCUGCCUCAGAGAGUGAUGGAUCAACACAAGAUGACGAGGGAGGAGUGGGAGCAGAGCAUCACCACGUGGUGGAAUGAACACCGGGGGAUGUUGCGUGAGGACGCCAUGAUGGAGUAUCUCAAGAUAGCCCAGGACCUGGAGAUGUACGGUGUUAACUACUUUGAGAUCCGCAACAAGAAAGGAACUGAGCUGUGGCUUGGAGUCGACGCUCUUGGACUCAAUAUCUAUGAAAAAGAUGACAAGUUAACGCCCAAGAUUGGCUUUCCUUGGUCAGAGAUUCGAAACAUCUCCUUUAAUGAUAGAAAGUUUAUCAUCAAGCCAAUUGACAAGAAGGCGCCAGAUUUUGUGUUUUUUGCUCCUCGAGUGCGUAUCAACAAGCGCAUCCUAGCUCUGUGUAUGGGCAACCAUGAGCUGUACAUGCGACGGCGCAAACCUGACACCAUCGAUGUGCAGCAGAUGAAGGCCCAGGCCAGGGAGGAGAAACAGGCCAAGCAGUUGCAGAGGGAAAAGCUUCAAUUAGAAAUAGCAGCAAGAGAAAAGGCAGAAAAGAAGCAGCAAGAGUACGAGGAGAAAAUUAAAUCAAUGCAGGAUGAUUUGGAGAAAAGGCAAAUGGACUUAGAAGCAGCCAAGGAGAUGAUCCGACGGUUGGAGGAGCAGCUGAGACAACUACAGGCUGCUAAGGAGGAGCUGGAGCAGCGCCAGAACGAAUUGCAGGCUAUGAUGGAGCGGCUGGAGGAAAGCAAGAACAUGGAGGCUGCUGAGAGAGCCAAACUGGAGGAGGAGAUCAGAGCCAAGCAAGAGGAGGUGUCUCGUAUACAGACUGAGGUCACGGAAAAGGACCAGGAGACUAGGAGACUGCAGGAAGAGGUUGAGGCUGCACGUAAGAAGCAGAUCGAGGCGGAUGCUUUGCUGUUGGCUGCCACGACGACGCCCCAGCACCACCAUGUGGAGGAGAAUGAGCAAGAUGAGAAUGACGACGAGCUACCUAAUGGGGAUGUGAGCAAAGAACUGGACACUGAUGACAACAUCGUUGACCCUGUUGAGGAGCGACGCACACUGGCAGAACGCAAUGAGCGCUUGCACGACCAGCUCAAGAUGCUGAAGCAGGAUUUGGCCCAGAGCAGGGAUGAAACCAAGGAGACAGCAAUGGACAAAAUUCACCGGGAAAAUGUGCGUCAAGGCAGGGACAAAUACAAGACAUUAAGAGAGAUUCGCAAAGGCAAUACUAAGAGACGGGUCGAUCAGUUUGAAAACAUGUAAAUUAGAGACUUAAAAAAUAACCUUAGUGAUUAUGCCUUAGCAUCUCGAACUGCUAGGUACAUAAAUACUGCAUCUGCCAGCAGAUAACAGCAGUGGCUCAACAGUACAAGGUAGCUGAAACAAAUUCUAUAUAUACUAUCAAGCCCUUCCAAUCGAAUUUCUUGACACCUCGUGAUUUGUUGAACAAGGAGCUUGUGACUGUGAGAGUUAAGUGUUACUGAACAGUAAUUUUAUUCGAAUUGAGACAUUUCAUUGUUGGUAUUAUUUACACACUUCUAUUUAUUUUGUGGUCUCUAUCGAAUGCUCUUGCUGUUUGAUAACAAUAAUACAUAUUAAUAAAUAAACUCAUUUUUCAUCUUUCACUUUUAAUUUUAAACAUCAGUAUUUUCCUGAGAAGUUAUUGACUCUUCCUAAUAGUAGUUAUAUUCUGUGUUUUCUUGAUUAUUUUAAUAUCAUUAUAGAUAAGCAUUAUUACAUUCCAUAGUUUGUUGUUUAUCUGUUGUUGGUAGUUAGUCCCUGUUUAUCGCGCUUCCAGUGUUGUCAUAGUUUAUUAUUUAUAGCUCAAUAUUGAACUACCCAUGUUGGCCUAAUGGUGCGUUAACAUGUCUUCUUUAAGUUUGUUGAACACAUAUCUUUCAGAAUGGUGGCCUUUGCCCCUGUAAAGGGCUUAAAUAAGUUAGGAUUAUUAACAUUUGAAAAGUUAUUUAUUUCAUUUUUUGAAGCAAUUUAUUUUCCUACAAGUGAUUGCUGUGUGUUAAAAAUUUAACAAAUAAAUUUUCUUAUACAACUGAAACACAAAUCUUUACUUUGCUAUUUUACUUAAUGAAGUUCCUUAAGUAUCCUUUGGACUGUGUUGAUUACAAAUGGUAACUUAAUUGGAAAUGCAAUAGUAUCUCUAAUGAUAACAUAUAUUUUCUAAGAAAUUUUGAAAUGUGAAAUGUACAUGUAUUUUAGUACCUUUAUACACAAUCAUUUUGGUAUACAUUUCAUUAAAGUUUCAUAUACUCAUCAGGUUUCACCAUGGUCAUUUAACUGUGGUAAAAAAUCAUAUUCAAACUAUACAGGAUUAAUUGUUAAUGUAUGUUAUGUACUUAUUUUACCUUUGUAUAAAGCAUAGCAAUUUCGUAUUUUGCUAAAGUCUAUCUUAAAACUUAUAAAUUCUUAUUAUAUUCAUUUUAUAGGUAUUAUAAGUUUAUUUGUAGAUAAAUUUUGUUUCUUUAUUAAGUAAUUUUCUUUAUCAAUAGAGUUUUAUGUUAACAUUUUAAGUUAUGUAUAGUAUUAAAAAUAAAUUAACAGGG